Cladophialophora carrionii CBS 160.54 is the source of this 255-nucleotide messenger RNA. RefSeq lists its product as uncharacterized. Lineage: Eukaryota; Fungi; Ascomycota; Eurotiomycetes; Chaetothyriales; Herpotrichiellaceae. Bases 1 to 255 code for a protein of 84 amino acids. The transcript has a single exon. The record is from RefSeq and is a predicted model, not a curated record.
AUGCACGCGUUGAUUCCGCCACUGCGGCUCAUGAUCACACCUAAUAUCCACAAGCCACAAGGCUCUGGGGCCACGCUGCCGUACAGUGCAGAGAAGGAGAGGGCCACCAGCGGACUGUACUAUGAGGGGAUCAAGCAGAUCAAGUCGAGCAUAGGCAACAGCGAUGAGGCUAUGCAGGAAGAUCUGUGGGCGUGGAAAGUGAAGACCUUGGCGGCGGAUGAUCAAGAGAGGCGUCGGUUUGACAUUGUUGCAUGA